Iphiclides podalirius (scarce swallowtail) is the source of this 792-nucleotide messenger RNA. NCBI's taxonomy places the organism in Eukaryota, Metazoa, Arthropoda, Insecta, Lepidoptera, Papilionidae. The record is from the annotation of a GenBank genome assembly.
AUGAACCGGCGGAAUAUGCGAUUCGCUCAUAAAUAUUCGAGGCUUCAUGCAUCAAGGUCCGAUUGGGAGUACUCGAACAAGGACAUCAAGACGGUAGAGUUGAUUAAGGCGAUUCAAGAGCAGCCAUGCCUUUGGAACAGGAUGAGCGAGGAAUACAGGGACCGAUACAAGCGCGACGAAGCCUGGCAAAAGGUCUAUACAAAACUCAAUCCGGACUAUAUGGAAUUAAAGAAUUCGGAACAAAUAGACAUAGGUGUUCAGAUCACCAAGAAAUGGUACAACAUAAGGGAUUCAUACGCAAAAAGGAAGAGGAGCGUAAAAAGCAAACCGUACCUAUACUCCGAUCUGCUUUCAUUCAUGGACAUUCAUUAUAUUGGAGAGAGCGGUAGCACAUCAAACACAAAUAGCGAACAAAAGGCAGCAGAAGACAGUAAUUCCGCAGAGGACACAGAAGAGAGCUUGCAGGCCUAUCCAGAAGAAAUCUACAUUGAUAUUGAUGAAGACGAAUGUGGAACGCCCGCUAAGUUAUCUAGAACGGAAAGGGAAUCGACCGCGAAGACAGAGGAACAUCAACAGGACGAUAAAUUGAUAAAGGUCUUGGAAAGCUUAGCAGAAAGGGAAACCGAUGAGGACAGAUCGUUUUUCGCUGCGGUGCUGUCUUCAGUGAGCUCAUUAUCCGAAGACUCCAAGUUGGAGUUUAGGAUAAAUGUGCUGCAGCUAAUACAAACUCUGAAGAAGAAGGACAAAGCGAAGGAUGCUAUGAAAACCGAAUUGACUAUUGAGAACAGUAAU